Messenger RNA from Spodoptera littoralis (African cotton leafworm), 1635 nucleotides. The record is from the annotation of a GenBank genome assembly. Lineage: Eukaryota; Metazoa; Arthropoda; Insecta; Lepidoptera; Noctuidae.
AUGGCGGACAAAAAGUGCGAGGGCAAUAAAGCGUGUGAAGUCUCAAAAAUAUUUGAAAAUUUUGGGAGAUACCAAAUAAUACAGUACUCAUUGAUAUGUUUUCCUGCAAUGUUCGUCACUAUGAUCAAUAUUAAUUACAUAUUUGCUGCUGGAGAUAUCAAUUAUAGAUGUCGAGUGGCCGAGUGUGAAGAACAGAAUUCAAGUUUCUACCCAGCCUGGUGGCCAAACCAAACCAUAGACCGGUGUUCUUCCCCUGUGCUGCUAGAAGACCAUACUCAACCAUAUUGCACCAACCAAAGCUUUAGUGAGGAGCUGAAAACCUGCACUGAAUGGAUUUAUGAGUCAAAUAAUACUAUUAUUGCAGAGCUAAAUCUGGCCUGUCAACCAUGGAAGAUAAACCUGAUUGGAACCAUUCACAGUACUGGAAUGCUAGUCUCCAUGCUAAUCUCAGGUUGGAUGUCAGAUAGGUUCGGUCGUAAGCCAACGUUCAUAUUCUGCGUGUGCUGUGGCUGCAUUGGCCUCAUCAAAACCUUCGUGACCUCCUACUAUGUGUACGUCGUCAUCGAGUUCUUGGAGGCAUCUGUCACAGGAGGUUCCUAUGCUGCUGCUAUGGUCAUAAUGGUUGAGAUAGCAAGCGCCAGACACAGGUUAUUAUCAGGAGUAAUUUUCUCAUACGCUGUCUACCUCGGCGAAUGCUUGUUUGCUGUCAUCGCUAUGUUCGUGCCCUACUGGAAGACAUUACUCCGCAUCAUCAACGGACCUCUCAUCUUCUUCCUCUCGUACAUGUUCAUUAUCCACGAAAGCCCAAGAUGGCAAAUUGUUAACGGAAGAAUAGACAAAGCAAAGGAAUCAAUCAGAAAAAUUGCCAAAAUGAACAAAAUAAAUAUCGACUAUGAAGAACUGGAUACUAUAACUGACGUGGAUUUAAAAUAUAAGUUCGAUAUAGCUGAAAAUCAAGUUAAAGAGAGUUAUGGUGAAAUUUUCAAGUCUAAAGUGAUUUUAAAGAGGUUGUUAGUGGUAGGGAUGUGUCGGUUUACAUCAAGUUUCGUGUACUAUGGGUUGAUGAUCAACUCUGUGUGGUUGCCGGGUGAUAAGUAUGUGAACUUUUUACUGUCGACCGUGAUGUCGUUCCCCGGGGAGAUCAUUAGUUUAUAUCUUAUGAACAAGUACGGGAGGAAAAUACCGUUGAUGGCGGGAUACUUCAUCAGUGGGACAGUUUGUGUCAUCUCCGCCUUGGUGCCUGAUAGAUACUUAUGGGCGAAGAUCACGUUAUUCCUGUUGGGUAAAGUGGUCAUCUCAGCGUGUUUUACUGGAGCCAUCACCUACACCAUGGAACUCUUCCCCACGAGUGUGAGGGGCACACUCCUCGGGUUGGGAUCCUUCGCGUCCAGGCUCGGUGGCAUGCUGGCACCUUUGUCGCCAAUACUGAACACAAUAUCGACGGCGUUACCAUUCACAUUUUUUGGAUGUUCAGCGAUCAUAACCUCUUUGUCACUCUUCCUCACUCCUGAGACAAAGAACACACCUCUCUACGACACCAUCAAACAAGUCGAGGAAAGCGAGAGAAGAAGAAAAGAGAAUAAUACAGAGAAAGUUGUAGAACGAUCUAUGGACACUAUUAGCAGUCAUAUUUAA